AUGCUCCAAAGAAUCCGAGAAGGCAAAAUGGUCGAAUGGGGCGAGUUGGAUGGCCAGCUUUACGGUACUUGUGCUGAUUCAGUUCGAUCAGUAGUACGAAGUGGACGAAUGUGUGUGCUGGACUGUGCUCCACAAGCACUCUCACAUCUUUAUAACUCUGAAUUUAUGCCAUUUGUGGUGCAUAUCAUCCCACCACAACUUGAAGAGUUCCUGCAGUUGGAAAAUUUGCGGCAUCACCGGCGACCUGUCGAUCAGCUCAGUAAGGUGUGCGCUGAAAGCGAUCAAAUCGCUAACGGACCAUAUGCGGACCAUAUCCAUCUCACCUUAAUGAACCGAAAUUUGGAUGUUACCUUCAAGAGGUGGGUGGUACCAAGAACUUUCUUUCACAUCUCUCAAGGCGUAUUAGGUUUACUUCCACUCUUUUUUUAUUUUAUCUGA
Molecule: messenger RNA, 438 nt
Organism: Cooperia oncophora
Lineage: Eukaryota; Metazoa; Nematoda; Chromadorea; Rhabditida; Trichostrongylidae
Source: the annotation of a GenBank genome assembly